UUUUUCUUCUUCUGAAGGAGGUUUUGAUGAUGAUUGUCCACUUCCUGGACUUGAUGAUGAUUGUCCACUUCCUGGACUUGAAAAUAAUGUUGGUCAGGAGGAGAUUGAUGACACUGCUAUAGUGCAUGUGAGAUCUGUUAGGGGACUAUGUACCAUGCCCGACAUAGUCAAGAUGCGAAGUGAAGGUGUUAAGGUACCGAUCAAGUUCAAUGAAUAUGGACAAGUGAUUGGUACAAUGAGAUCAAAAUUGGGAUCAAUGAUCGGAUCAACUAUCAAGAGGUGUGCUUCAAUCACACACGCGAGUUGUGAUAAAGUCCCUAAAUCAGACAAAGAAAAUUUUUGGAAAAUCAUUAAGGCUACAUUUGACAUAUACCAUAAAUCAAAAAGAAAAAUUAUGUCAAGGGCAACAAAACGAUGGAGAUUAUUCAAAUCCCAUCUGACUAAGGUAUGCAUCUAUGAUGUACUUGAUGCAAAUCCGACCAUCAAGACGUUCAAUAUGCCAAGAGGUUACUCACAAUUGAUCACUAAAACAGAAUGGGAUGAGUUCUGUGUUUCACGCAUGACUGAUGAUUGGAAGAAAAUAAGAAAAAUACAUCAAGAUCGUCGAAAAAAAAAUAAACACAACCAUCAUAUGUCACGAGGUGUGUAUUUGUUGGCACUGGAAAGGCUGCAACAAAAAAAAUUUGGACUCGAGGUGUCUGAAAUCGACAGGUCACAGUUGUGGUUGGCGGGACAUUCUAACAAAAAGGGUGAGCCGGUUGGUACCGAGGCAACAAGCGUAGCUCGCAACAUAGAGCACUAUACUAAGCUCAUGAGUGAAGGAAAAUUUGAACCUGAUGGGUCUUAGGGAUGUGCUUACUAUGGCAUUAGGCACCCCUGAGAGCAGAGGGCGAGUGAGGGGUAUUGGGCUCGGUGUAACGCCUAGCCAAUUCUGGAAAACCCCACUAUCCAGUAAGAAAAAGGGAAAAGAAUUUGAGGCUUCCUCAGUUGAGGCUCGAUUUGCAAUGAUGGAAGAAAAAUACCGUCAACAAGAAGGAAUAAUGAAACAACAACAAGAAAUGAUCAAAAGACAAGAGGAAAUGAUGCGACAGUUUAAGGAACAGAUAAAAGGACAACAUAGUGGCUUUGGAGGAUACACUCAUGCGUCAGUGCCAAACUAUGGAUCACCCAUAGAUCAGGUGACACCAUCUCAUCAGGCAUCACCGAAAUCGCAGCAUCAACCUCUAGCACCCCCGCCCCCACAACCAGAAGAGGCACCUGUGUUUAUCCCCACUUCUGGAUCAAAUCAGGAUAAAAUGAUUGAAUGCAAAUUUGCAUUAGGCUCUAUCACCAACAUCGUUGGUAGGGGAUACAUUCUAGUUACUAGUAGCUCAGACAUCCAUGGAGAAAACUUAGGAGAAAACUACCGCGGUGCAAUUGAGUUUGCUGACCAACCUGAUGCUCUACUUGUUAACCCGAUCCCUGACAGUGAGAUUUAUACAGUCAAACAAGCUAUUGGGAGUUUGAUACGUUGGCCCAAGUCGCUAGUCAUCUUCAAUGGAGCAACACAGGAGGUCGUGAAAAGAAAAGGAAAGCAAGCUGGGAAAAAAACUUCUCUACCAUUAGCACCACAAACUUAAAAACUAGUUCCAAAACGAGCGCCUAAGGAGUCAUUGUCACAAGAGGUGCAACAACCAUCUUCAUUGUCGCCUAAGUUAAGACAAGUUUUUGAAAUCGUCAAUGCUUGGCCUAAACAUGAUUAUGCCGUUGAAGUGUCUAUUGACUUUGAUGUGUUUGGCCAUGCUUGUGAAUAUUUUGCUCUAUUUCGGGAUGAAAUACUUGAAUUUUGUAGAAAUGAGAUGAUUGGACAAUCAUGUAUUGUCUUCUACAUGAGGAUUUUGUACCAGACACUAUUAUUAGACGAGGAAAAGAAAGGAUCAUUGUUGUUUAUGAAUCCGAAUAAGGUUUCUA
Humulus lupulus (European hop) is the source of this 1950-nucleotide messenger RNA. RefSeq lists its product as uncharacterized. The record is from RefSeq and is a predicted model, not a curated record. The transcript is spliced from 7 exons. Lineage: Eukaryota; Viridiplantae; Streptophyta; Magnoliopsida; Rosales; Cannabaceae. Bases 155 to 847 code for a protein of 230 amino acids.